Saprolegnia diclina VS20 is the source of this 2349-nucleotide messenger RNA. RefSeq lists its product as hypothetical. Gene Ontology annotation, biological process: protein O-linked glycosylation. Gene Ontology annotation, molecular function: glycosyltransferase activity; protein binding. The record is from RefSeq and is a predicted model, not a curated record. The transcript has 13 exons. Bases 1 to 2349 code for a protein of 782 amino acids. Lineage: Eukaryota; Oomycota; Saprolegniomycetes; Saprolegniales; Saprolegniaceae.
AUGAGCGACGUGCUCCGCGAGGGCAUUCGGCUCCACAUGGACAUGGGCGCCUUGGAGAAGGCCAAAGCCAUCUACGCCCGCGUCGUCGCCGAGGACCCGAUGGCCGCCGACGCGUGGCAGCUGCUGGGCGCCGUGGCCGUGCAAGAAGGCGACUUUCACUCGGGCGAGAUCCACUUUGCACACGCACUGACGCUCGAGACGGACCCAAAGAAGACGGCGAUGCUGCACUGCAACCUCGCAGAGACCCGGCGCUUGCAGGAGAAACACGACGUUGUGACCUUGGACCAUGCAAGCACGGGGUCUCGCGUCGCACCGACAGAGUUUUGUCGCGUCGUGCUCGCCAAAGUGCUAUUGGAUCGCAGCGAACCACGCCUGGCGAUACCACACUUGCAGGCCGUCGUCGCUCACCGGGAUACGCACGUAGAGGCAUGGCAUCUGCUCGGUCGCGCAUGGUUGAGCGUCUCGGUCAUGGACGAGGCGAGUACUGCGUUUCGUCGCCUGCUUGCCGCGUCGGGGCCGCUCGCCGUGGAGGGCUACGUGGGACUUGGUCAAGUCCGUCAAGCAUUGGGGGCACUCCACGAAGCGAUAACGUAUUACGAGCGGGCGCUGGAGCUCAACCCGACGCACUUUGCGGGACGCUUGCUCUUGGCGACGGUGUGGCAUCAACACGGGCGCCUCGACGACGCGAUGCAUGUCUACGCGAGCUUACUCGAGCAGUCGCCAGCGCACGUUGGAUUGCUCAACAACCUCGGCGCCGCGCUUCUGUACCGAGGCCGCGAAGACGCCGCCGCCACGUACUUUCAGCGGGCGCUCGCGAUCGAGCCGGGGCAGCUGCAAAGCCUCGGAAACCUCUACAUUUACUACGCCGAGCGCGGCGACGUGGCUGCCGCUCGCGCAAUGCUCGAGACGGCGUACGCGCAGAGCCGGAACGACAUCUUCCGACUGCAGGCAGCGCUGCUACUGCCGCCCGUGUACGCGACGCAAGACGAGCUGCUCGCGACGCGCGCGGCGCUACAUGCUCGUUUGGACGCAUUCAUGGCCCAAGACAUGACGCUUGCCAACUUUUACACGACGGAGCUGCGCCCGCCCUUUUUCUUGGUGUACCACGGCAAGAACGACCGCCGUCUUCUCGAGACGCUUGCGACGCUCUAUCGACGGGCCGUACCACAGCUCUCGUGGACGGCGCCGCAUGUCACCACCAAGCGGCCGCAAAGUUGCAUUCGCGUCGGCUUCAUGUCCAAGAGCUUUCUGACCAACCACGCGCACGGCCUCCUCCUGCGUGGCGUGCUCGCUGGCUUGGACCGCGAGGUGUUUUGCGUCUACCUACUGGUGGUCCCGUCGGUCUCGGAGGCGCCGGAUCCGUCACUGGUCGCGGCCGUGGACACCGUUGUGCAUCUGAGCCUGCACCUGCUUGACGUCCAGCGCGACGUGGCGGCGCUAGCAUUGGAUGCGCUCGUGUUUGCCGACAUUAUGAGCGACCCGGUCAACUACUUUACGGCCUUUGGUCGACUGGCGCGCGUCCAAGCUCUCUUUUGGGGCAACCCAACAACGUCUGGCAUCGCAGCGAUCGACUACUUCAUCUCGAGCGAGCUCCUCGAAGCGGCUUUGGACGUGGAAGGUACGGGCGGAGACGGCGACCACUACACGGAGCAAGUCGUGUUGUUGCCGGGGUUGGGCAUUUGGUACGACCCUCCGCUGCUGCCAGCGACGCCAGGUCGUCGGAGCGACUACAACCUUGACGAGCACUGGACCAUCUAUAUGUGUGCGCAGAGUGUCUUCAAGAUGCAACCCGAGUUCGAUGUUGUCUUGGCUGCGAUCUUGGCUCAAGACCUCAACGGCCAUGUCGUGCUCGUCCAGGGCCGCCGCGCGACGUGGACGGAGCAGCUCAUGGCUCGGUUGCGAGCAACCCUACCCCGCUCUUCGUUUGACCGCCUGCACCUUCUGCCGCGCGUUGCCGGGCACGACGCGUACAUGCGUCUCCUCUCCGUUGCGACUGUCGUACUGCAUCCAUUUCCGUUUGGCGGCUCGAAGACGUCUGCGGAGGCGCUCGCGCUCGGACGCCCGUUGGUCGUGCGCGACGCCACGCACCUGCGCGCCCGCAUGGCGCCCGCCUUCUUCCGACGCGUGGGACUCUCGCAUUUGCUGUGUGCAGACACGGACGCGUACAUUGCGAUGGCGCUGAAGCUCGGCACCAAUGCUACGUUCCACGCCGAGAUCACCGGGGUCAUCACGGCGCGGACGCAUCUGCUGUGGCGGGACCCGCAGGUCGUCACCGAGUGGGACCGGUUCCUUUUCAACGCCGUGCGGGUCUCGGCGCUCGACGACACCGAGUCGGAAGAAGGGGAAUAA